GCCUAUUCAUUUGGCUAAUGAAGUGAGACUAGGCGGCCCAGUUCAAUUUCGGUGGAUGUAUCCUCCCGAAAGAUACAUGUGUACUUUAAAGUCAUAUGUUCGAAAUAGAAGUCGUCCUGAAGGAUCUAUUGCGGAGGCCUACUUGGUUGAUGAGUGUUUAACUUUUUGCUCACGUUAUUUACAUGAUGGUGUUCAAACAAAAUUGAAUAGAAUACUCCGGAAUAAUGAUGCUAAUGACUUUGAAGCGGAAAUUCCACAUUCAUUUCCAAUUUUGUUUCCUAAGAAAGGCUGUCCAUUGGGAGCAAAGAAGGGUGAGAUUUUUUCUCUUGACGACAAGUCUCGAAACCAAGCCCAUAGCUAUAUAUUAUUGAACUGUGGAAAAAUUGAAGACUAUGUUAGAGAGCAUGAGGCUGAUCAACAAGGAACAAGUUGGGUGAAAGCUAAGAACCAUAGUAUGAACUUUCCCUCAUGGUUUAAAGCACGUGCCAUGCGUCAGAAUGUUCCAGAUUGGAUUAAGGAGCUUUCUAGAGGGCCCAACAAGAUUGCAAAAAGAUAUUCGGGAUAUUUUAUCAAUGGGUAUAGAUUUCAUACUAGGCAACGUGAGGCAAGACGCAAGACGCAAAAUAGUGGUGUAACUUUAGUUGCGUUGACUACGAGCUUUGCAAGUGCAAAGGAUCCAAAUCCAAUUCGUGCAAAAGUUUCCUACUAUGGCAGAAUAAAUGAUAUAAUUGAGUUAGACUACUUUGGCAAUUUUAAGGUUGUAGUAUUUAGAUGUGACUGGUAUGAGACUCAAGAGGAUGGCUAUGGCUCUUCGUAUGUUCAAUUCAACAAAAAAUGCUAUCAAGAAGAGCCUUUUGUGUUGGCAUGUCAAGUACACCAAUGCUUCUAUGUGCAAGAUCCAUUUGAUCAAAAUAAACAUUAUGUUAUGAAGUCAAUUCCAAGGGAUUUAUUUAGCAUAGGUGACGAAGCUGAUGUUGAUCCCCAAGCUAUAUAUGAAAAAGAGCCAUCUGACCAGUCAAUGGGUCCUUCUAUACCCAAUGAUAAUGGUGAAAUUGAUUUGAUUAGGGGUGACUUGCACGAAGUUGUUAUAGAUGCUUCAAAAGGAGUUCUUCUUUCACAAGAAUACAACACAGAAUCAGAAGAUAAUUCCGAAGACGACAUUGAAUGAUUUAUACUUUUUUCCUUUAUUACACUAAAUAGUAGGGAAGUAGAAUGAAAUAUGUAUAUACUUUAACUUUUUAAUUGCAUUAAACA
Arachis duranensis is the source of this 1254-nucleotide messenger RNA. RefSeq lists its product as uncharacterized. The coding region runs from base 56 to 1168 and encodes 370 amino acids. Lineage: Eukaryota; Viridiplantae; Streptophyta; Magnoliopsida; Fabales; Fabaceae. The transcript has 2 exons. The record is from RefSeq and is a predicted model, not a curated record.